AGCAUAUGGUCCUGAAAUUUUAGUUUUACAGAGUUUAUCAACAGACAUCCGUCAUGUCUUGGCUUGCUGAUCUUGCUGGAAAGGCAGAGGAUCUACUCAACAGAGUUGAUCAAGGAGCUGCAUCAGCUCUGAGCAAAAAAGACACAGCAAGCAGAACAGUUUAUGAUAAUAAGAAUUUGGACUCUGCCAAUGAAUAUUCUGAAUUACGCCAGCAUACUGGAGAAUUGAAAUGUCAGACGUCAUCCAAAGCAGCCUACAUCUCCUCGGCAGCUGAUAAUAUUAAACAUCAAAAGGCCACAAUCCUAGCAGGAACAGCAAACGUUAAACCAGCACGUAGGACAUCUUUGGAGGUUGCUUCACCAGUAGAAAGUGUUUCCACACCCAGAGCUGCCUCACAUUUUGUGAGAAGAAAAAAGUCAGAACCUGAUGAUGAGUUGCUAUUUGAUUUUCUCAAUAGUUCGGAGAAAGAGCCUAACGGAAGGAUGGACUCUAAAAAAGAGAAGAGCAAGGCACCUGUUCUUCAAAAUCACUCUCGGACUUCAAGCAUUAGUUCUGUGUCUACCAGUACACAGAGUGCAAAAACUACUGAAGAUAAUUCCAUCAGGAGCCAAGGCAAUGAAACUCCAGACAGUUCAGAUUCUGGACUGGGAGCGCAAGGGGAUGGUGUGAAGGAUUCAUCACUAAGUGCAGUAACUAAUCCUAGCCUUUCAGCUAAUGAUGAUUUCAAAUCGCAUGAGCUAUCCAAUCUUCGCCUGGAGAAUCAGCUGCUGCGGAAUGAAGUUCAAUCUUUAAAUCAAGAAAUGGCUUCAUUAAUUCAGAGGUCCAAGGAAACACAAGAAGAAUUGAACAAAUCCCGGGAAAGGGUUGAGAAGUGGAAUUUUGACCAUUCAAAGAGUGACAGGAUGGUUAGAGAACUUCGGGCUCGAGUUGAUGAUCUGACAGAAGCUGUUGGUGCCAAGGAUUCACAGCUAGCUGUGCUGAAAGUACGGUUGCAAGAAGCUGAUCAGCUCUUAAGUGCUCGAACAGAAGCUUUGGAAGCAUUGCAGAGUGAAAAAUCACGGAUAAUACAAGACCACAGCGAAGGGAGCAGUUUGCAAAAUCAAGCCCUUCAAACUCUUCAAGAAAGGCUGCGUGAUGCAGACUCCGCACUCAAGCGAGAGCAAGAAAGUUACAAACAAAUGCAGAAUGAGUUUGCGGCUCGUCUAAGUAAAACGGAAGCAGAACGUCAGAACUUGGCAGAAGGGAUAACUGUAGCAGAAAGAAAGUAUUUAGAUGAAAAGAGGCGAGCUGAUGAGCUUCAGCAGCAAGUCAAAGUAAUUAAGAACCACCUAGAAUCUGCAAAACAGGAACUGACAGACUAUAAACAGAAAGCUACUCGUAUACUCCAAUCUAAAGAAAAGUUGAUAAACAGCUUAAAAGAAGGCUCUGGUAUUGAAGGCCUGGAUAGCAAUACUGCAAGCACAAUGGAACUAGAAGAACUGAGACAUGAGCGAGACACUCAGAGAGAAGAAAUACAAAAACUAAUGGGGCAAAUACAACAGAUGAGAACAGAGCUGCAGGAUAUGGAGACUCAGCAGGUAAGUGAAGCUGAGUCAGUGAGAGAGCAGCUUCAAGACCUACAAGAGCAAAUAGCAGCACAUAAAAUGGCCAAGCAAGAGGCAGAGGCUGAACUAGAACGGCAAAAACAGGAACUCCAUUAUACUGAAGAAGAAUUGUAUCGAACAAAGAAUACUUUGCAAAGCAGAAUAAAAGACAGAGAGGAAGAAAUUCAGAAGCUCAGAAAUCAG
Molecule: messenger RNA, 1787 nt
Organism: Fulmarus glacialis (Northern fulmar)
Lineage: Eukaryota; Metazoa; Chordata; Aves; Procellariiformes; Procellariidae
Gene: GOLGA5
Product: golgin A5
Exons: 8
Biological process (GO): retrograde transport, vesicle recycling within Golgi; Golgi organization
Cellular component (GO): Golgi cisterna; Golgi membrane
Source: RefSeq, a predicted model, not a curated record